This is a messenger RNA of Etheostoma spectabile (orangethroat darter), 665 nucleotides long. RefSeq names its product tumor necrosis factor receptor superfamily member 14-like. Gene Ontology annotation, biological process: negative regulation of alpha-beta T cell proliferation; positive regulation of cytokine production involved in immune response; positive regulation of peptidyl-tyrosine phosphorylation. Gene Ontology annotation, molecular function: protein binding. The record is from RefSeq and is a predicted model, not a curated record. Bases 207 to 665 code for a protein of 152 amino acids. Lineage: Eukaryota; Metazoa; Chordata; Actinopteri; Perciformes; Percidae. Gene Ontology annotation, cellular component: external side of plasma membrane. The transcript is spliced from 6 exons.
UAAGUCAGACUUUGUUCCUUGUUAAAGAGGCACGAGGACAUAAUUGAAAAACAACAAGGAAUCAGUGACCGAGAACAUAUCGGACCACUAAGAAACACAGAUGGUGUUCCUGUUUUAGAUUUUACGUCUCGCUUCCUCCUUAAUCUGAGUGAGAAGUGAGGAGAUGUCUUCAGCCCAUAUAAACUGGGAUUCUACCGUAUACAAUAAUGUUAAGAAAACAUUUGAGAGUUGCCCCAUUGCUGAUACUUGUGCUGAGUGUCCUCGGAGGACAUACCCUCACAUGUCGUAGAUCCGAGUAUCUGAACGGGGAUCAGUGCUGUCCUAAGUGUUCUGCUGGAAGUCGAGUUGAACAACAUUGCACAGAGUUCAGAAAUACUUCCUGUCUGGAUUGCGAUGAGGGAACAUUCAUGAAUCGUCCCACAGGGUUUACAGCAUGUUUUCCCUGUAAACUCUGUGAUUCAGGUUCUGGUUUGAAGCUGAAGUCAUGUACGGCUACAGGUCUAGUUUGUGAACCUCUGGAGGGAUUCUACUGUACGUACGCUGUAGAGGGAAACUGUCUGGUAGCACAGAAACACAGACGCUGUCAACAAGGACAAUAUAUCCGCCAAAAAGGAACAGCUGUCAGGGACACUGAGUGCUCUGAAUUACCCUUUGUUGAAAUGUAG